This is a messenger RNA of Protopterus annectens (West African lungfish), 789 nucleotides long. Its product is annotated as olfactory receptor class A-like protein 1. Gene Ontology annotation, biological process: G protein-coupled receptor signaling pathway. Gene Ontology annotation, cellular component: membrane. Gene Ontology annotation, molecular function: pheromone receptor activity. The record is from RefSeq and is a predicted model, not a curated record. Bases 1 to 789 code for a protein of 262 amino acids. Lineage: Eukaryota; Metazoa; Chordata; Ceratodontiformes; Protopteridae. The transcript has a single exon.
AUGACGGCUGUAGAGAUAAUACUCUGCUUCCUCGCAAUUUCAAAUCUGAUGUUUCUUUUAAAUCUAGGACUUCCACAUUCACUCUUUGCAUUUGGAGUGAAAUAUUUCUAUACAGACCUCGGCUGUAAAUUUGGCCAGAUUUUUAUGAGGUCUUCCAGAGUGAUGGUUAUUAGCCAAACCUGUCUGCUCAGCUGUUUUCAGGGAGUGACCCUUGCAUCUACUAAUCCCAUGUGGGCUGGUCUAAAAAUCAAAAUGCAAAAAUAUAUCUUACUUAUUAUUAUGUUUCUCUGGUGUCUCAGUAUCACAUCAAGUAUAAGUUCGGCAUUAUAUCCAGUUGUUAGCAUUAAUGGGACUGAAUUAAAAUAUACUUUUAAUGCAGGCUACUGUCUUUCAGUUUAUCCUAGCAAAUAUCUGUUUGAACUAAUUGGAUUUAUCUCCUUUGCUAGAGAUGGAACAUUUGUGGUCCUUAUGGCCACGGCUAGCAUUUAUAUUUUGGUGGUUCUACUUAAACACAGAAACCAGAUGAAGGGGAAAAGGAGUUCAGACCACAGUCAAGAUACCACAGCAGAGCUACAAGCAGCAAAGAUGGUUGUUACUUUGGUUACAAUUUAUGUACUCCUUUUUGGGAUUGAGAAUACUAUUUAUUUUUAUCAAAUCUCUCUUGCCAAAGAGGCGAAUAGUGCCCUCAAUGACACAAGGUAUUACCUAUCUUUUUACUUUUCUACAGCUUUUCCAUUCAUAUUAAUCGCCUUUAACCAGAAAAUUAAAUAUAAAAUCAGAUGCACAUGA